Microtus ochrogaster (prairie vole) is the source of this 2928-nucleotide messenger RNA. RefSeq names its product paralemmin (gene Palm). Gene Ontology annotation, biological process: regulation of cell shape; positive regulation of filopodium assembly; negative regulation of adenylate cyclase activity. Gene Ontology annotation, cellular component: plasma membrane. NCBI's taxonomy places the organism in Eukaryota, Metazoa, Chordata, Mammalia, Rodentia, Cricetidae. The record is from RefSeq and is a predicted model, not a curated record. The transcript is spliced from 6 exons. Bases 102 to 1052 code for a protein of 316 amino acids.
CUGGAUUCUGAGCCUCUUCCCUGCCACCCUAGUCCAAGGCACUGCGGGAACGCUGGCUGCUGGAGGGGACGCCGUCCUCGACCUCUGAGGGCGAUGAGGACAUGAGGAAGCAGAUGCAGGAGGAUGAGCAGAAGGUCCGGGUCCUGGAGGAGUCCAUCGCCAGGCUCGAGAAGGAAAUUGAUGUCCUGGAGUUUGGAGAGGCAGCGCCAGCCGCCCCAGAGGAGAACUCCGCAGCCCGCAGCCCAGUCCGGCCCCCGCCUGCAAGCCCAGCCAAGGAAGAACAAAAGUCAGAUGCCCUGGUGAAUUCUCAGCAGGUGCCGCUGGGCACCCCGAAAGAGAAUCGCAUGUCCUCUACCCCAGUGCGGACUCCGGGGGGAUCCACCAUGAUGAAGGCAGCCAUGUACUCGGUGGAGAUCACAGUGGAGAAGGACAAGGUGACCGGGGAGACCAGGGUGCUGUCCAGCACCACACUGCUCCCCCGGGACCCACUCCCUCAGGGCGUGAAAGUCUACGAGGACGAAACAAAAGUGGUCCAUGCCGUGGAUGGCAUCGCUGAGAACGGAAUCCAGCCGCUAAGCUCCUCCGAGGUGGAGGAACUCAUUCACAAGGCCGAUGAGGUUACACUGAGCGAGGCAGGGUCCACAGCCGGGCCAGCGGAGCCUCGGGGACUCGCAGAGGAUGCGACCAGGACCACACCGGCAAGGAGGGAGAUUACAGGAGUUGCGGCUCAGCCAGGAGAGGCCACAUCGGGCCCACCAGGCAUCCAGCCCGGUCAGGAGCCCCCAGUAACCAUGGUCUUCAUGGGUUAUCAGAAUGUGGAAGAUGAAGCAGAGACCAAGAAGGUACUGGGCCUGCAGGACACCAUCAAGGCAGAGCUGCUAGUGAUCGAAGAUGCAGCCACCACCCCCAGGGAGCCGGCGCCGCUCAAUGGCAGUGCGGCUGAGCUUCCAGACACCAAGGAAGAGAACCAGACCGGGCCCUCAGCCACUCCCAGUGAUGCCCAGGAUCUCGAUAUGAAGAAGCCUCGCUGUAGAUGCUGUUCUGUCAUGUGACCCGUAGGGGGCGCUCCCGCCCCCAUCCCCGUCCUACGCUCCACACUCCACCCAGCAGCCCGGCCCUCCCCGGCGCCUGCCCACCCUCACCCUCUGCCUCACGGGCCCCAGACACGUGUGUGGUCCCUAUGCACCUCGAGUCGCAGAUGGGGGGUGGCUCUGUCCGUCACCACUCUCCACACUCACCCCAAACCUCUGAGCCGUGCGUCUUCCCUUGGUGAGAGACAGGCCGACCCAUCUCAGAUCUGCUAAGAAUGGGGACCCCCCCCCACUUCAGGUCACAGCAGGUUUACACUGGCGACCUACACCCAUCAUGGUCUCAGCCUGGUGUCCCCUUGCCGCCCCAGGCCAGCCUGUCUGUGCCUUAUUGCUACUUUUGGGGGUUCUCUGAGGGGGACCUAAAGAGAAGGUCUCCCUGACCAAUGUGCCAGCGACCUAAUGUGGGCAGAUGGGGUGAGGCCACACUUCUUUUGAGACUCAAAGUCCUAGGGUGGAGGACGGGCACUUGUGGAUUCCCCCCCAGUAAGUAGCAGAGCUCAAAAUGGGGAUACCCCUUUACUGGUGAUGGAAACAUGACCCCCAAGAUGGGGUCAUUGUUGGCAAGGCCCCACGUCAGCCAGUCCCUCUCCUGGGUCCCCCCACCAUGCACACACUGGGCCCUUCUUCCUGGUGCUAAUUUUGGGACCCUUGGAGUCACCUCUGCCCUCUUGUCUAGUUGGCUUGGACCAGGGUCCUCAGUUUCCCACACACACCGUACCCUAGCAAUCGGGGGGUAUGUCUGCCAGCGCUGCAGAGCCUAGCCUUUCCAGGCAGGUUUAGGUCGCCCCACACACACCUUGGGUGGGAGUAAGGGGAUCCCCCAUCUGCCACCUGGCUAGACAGGAGCCACGGCAGGGGAUCACCCACCUGUGGGCAGGCAGCAGCAGCCACUUUAGUUCCAGAGGCGCUGCCCUGCACACAGACACACUGGCGCAACCCUUUCCUCCCUCACUGGCUUCGCAGGACCACGCCCGGUCCAGGUCCCUUUCCUUGGGACUCCAGCCCGGUGUGUAGGGUGCAGGACCACCUGUGGGGCCCUGUCACUACCCGUAGCUGCAGUAGGGCAUGCAGAGGCCACAGGGUCUGUGUCCUGUCCUUCCUGUGGCCUGGAGGAGAAGUGCUCUUCCCUGAGGGGUGACCCGUGGCCACGGCCAUGGUCAUGACAUCCCUUCCUCUUCCUCCUCUGAGUCUGCCUGAGUCCCUCGAGCCCUGAGCCUCGGCUGAAGUGCCCUUGCUGCCCCCUUCUGCUUUUGACUUGUGACGAGGCCCCACCCUUCACCCCAUGUUCUUGACUUUCCCAGAGAAAGAAAUUAAAAAAAAAAAAAAAAGAGAGAGAGAGAGAGAGAGAAAAGAAAAAAAAGUGUGCAGAGCCAGGUUGCUGCAGUUCUUGGGUUUCAUCUGGGCGGGAAGGGGUGCGGCCUCCUGGUGGUGGAGCCAUAAAAAGGCCAGGCCCAGGCCCGGCAGGACACAGGAGAAGCCUCUCCCCUGCGGCCACUGCACCCUUCAGGGUGCACCCCUCACGGUGGACCUUCCCCAGGACUCUGCGGCACUCAGACAGGUGAGGGGCAGCUGCGGGAAGCCACUGAGGGCCUUCGCUUUCAUAUCUGCUAUGUCCUUGUACUGCGAGGUUGGGGUAGAGAGGUCCCCAUAGACACCCCACAAGCUCUGAGCUAUGUUCCGAGGAGUAGUAGAGGCCCCAUUUCUUUCUCUCUGUGGUCUUGGAAAAAUUUUUCUCCUUUGGCCUCAGUUUCCCUAUCUGUAUAGAAGAGCUGGCUAGGAGCCCUGUGUUCCCAGCACACUGGGUAUCCCAGGCUUGAAUAAAAAGUCUGUAACCCAA